Molecule: messenger RNA, 3543 nt
Organism: Tuber aestivum (summer truffle)
Lineage: Eukaryota; Fungi; Ascomycota; Pezizomycetes; Pezizales; Tuberaceae
Source: the annotation of a GenBank genome assembly
GUAUGAUACGCGUCUCUCCACCAUUCUGUGCCCCCUCAAUUCACAACUAUACUCGAUCCCCCUACAAACAGAAACAAAAACAAGGCCCAUCCUUCCUCCAAGCAUCGAAGCCGCAGCAAUUCUCUCCCUAAAUUCGCCAUGUCAUCGUUAGCAGAUGCAGUUCUAUCCUCAGAUCUACCAGAUCCUGCUCCCCGCUCUCGUCCCCGAGAUAACCCUACACCUUCCUCAGUCAGGUUCUCAUCCAGUGCCCCCGGGCCACCGGAUGGCACCAGCGAUGAUGGUCAAAUGGAUGUAGACCCAGAUGAUGAGGUUGUUGGAGCAAGGGGAACUGUAAAUCGGACUAAUCGACCGAGAACCGACCUGAGCCAGGUCCCAAAGGUCACCGAUGAAGCCGGUGACCAAAUCAUGAAUGCUUUUAUUGGCUUUCUAGAAAAGUAAAUUCAGUCUGCCUACUCCUGUACUUCGUUCGCAUUAACUCACAUCGCUAUAGUUUUAUCGAAGAUCCGGAUAACCCGCCACCACCUCCGUCAUCUGCUGCGGUGGCCGCCCCGCCCACCACCGACAAAUACUACAUUGCUGCCAUUCAUAGCAUGGCAGUCACCGAGUCAAGUACGCUGUUCGUUGAUUAUGCACAUUUAACAUACUGGAGCAACACACAUGUGAAAGGGUUUGCCGAAGCAAUAACAGAGAGGCAUUACCGUUUCUUGCCCUUUUUGAAGAGAGGAUUAGAGACUUGUAUUAGACGAUAUGAACCUGAGUAUUGGGGGAAGGCCGGGAAAGGUGGUCAAUCCGAGAAUGUAGGUUCAUAUCGAUUACCUGUCACCAGAAUAGUUCCUCUCUUUGCAUCAUUCUACCGUUCCACCACCUUUUGCCAUUGUGUUUGAUGAAUAAAGAUCCCCCGCUAAGUUUGUAUACGUAGGUUAACCACACUACCGACAAAAUAUUCUCUCUGGGAAUCUUCAAUCUUCCGCUUACUACUCGCAUCCGUUCUCUACGCACCCUUCAAAUUGGUACUCUAACCUCCAUAUCAGCGACCGUCACUCGUACCUCCGAAGUCCGUCCCGAACUGCUGCUGGCUACAUUCACUUGCGAAGCUUGCCGUACUGAAAUACCCGGUAUUGAGCAAACAUUUCGGUAUACGGAACCCACACAGUGCCCCAAUCUUACCUGCGGUAACCGCGUCAGCUGGAGAUUGGAAAUUAAGCGGUCAUCUUUUGUAGAUUGGCAAAAGGUCCGUGUGCAGGAGAAUUCUGGUGAAAUCCCUACGGGGAGCAUGCCGAGGACUCUCGACAUCAUAUUAAGAGGCGAAAUCGUAGAGAGAGCAAAAGCUGGGGAGAAAUGUAUCUUUACUGGGACAUUAAUCGUGGUCCCUGAUGUCAGCAUGUUGGGAUUGCCGGGGUUGAAAGCACAGAGUAUGAAGGACAUGAAGAAUGCUCCACGAGGCGGAGCAGAAAGCACAGGUGUUACGGGAUUAAAGAGUCUGGGUGUAAGAGAUCUAACUUACCGAUUGGCUUUUCUCGCCUGCAUGGUCACGAGCGAUACAAGUGGGGUUCCUGGCGCGGGGUUGCGAAAGAGUGUAGAGGAAGAAGAGGUACAAGGCCUUCUGAGAGGCACUCAGGCAGAAAUGGGUGACGAUGAGCGAGAGCAAGAGGACUUCCUAAACUCGCUAACACAAGCCGAAAUCGCAGAACUCAAGAGCAUGGUCCACAGUGACCAUAUCUACUCACGUCUGGUCAACUCAAUAGCCCCCACUGUUUACGGCCACGAAAUCAUCAAAAAAGGGAUCCUACUUCAGCUCAUGGGGGGUGUUCAUAAGGUGACUCCAGAAGGCAUGAGUCUUCGCGGAGACAUUAAUAUUUGUAUUGUGGGCGAUCCCAGCACCAGCAAGUCCCAGUUCCUGAAAUAUGUUUGCUCCUUUCUCCCGCGUGCCGUAUACACCUCCGGCAAAGCUUCUUCGGCAGCCGGUCUCACAGCAGCAGUCGUCAAGGAUGAAGAAACCGGUGAAUUUACCAUCGAAGCUGGUGCAUUGAUGUUGGCGGACAACGGUAUUUGUGCUAUCGAUGAAUUCGACAAAAUGGAUAUUGCGGACCAGGUAGCAAUUCACGAAGCCAUGGAACAGCAGACAAUUUCUAUAGCAAAAGCUGGUAUCCAGGCCACUCUCAAUGCUCGAACAUCCAUCCUUGCAGCAGCGAACCCUGUAGGAGGCCGGUACAACCGGAAGACCACCCUCCGGUCCAAUAUUAACAUGUCUGCGCCUAUCAUGUCCCGUUUCGAUCUCUUCUUUGUCGUCCUUGACGAGUGCAACGAAGCGAUCGAUACCCACCUGGCCCGACACAUUGUAGGGCUCCAUCGUAACAGAGAUGCGGCCAUCACCCCAGAGUUUACCACGGAGCAGCUACAGCGAUAUAUCAAAUUCGCCCGAACUUUCCGCCCCGUAUUCACAGAGGAAGCCCGCACGCUUCUUGUUCAGAAAUAUAAGGAGCUGCGCGCGGACGAUGCUCAAGGCGGCGUUGGGAGAAAUAGUUACCGAAUCACUGUCCGUCAGCUCGAAUCUCUCAUUCGUCUUUCUGAGGCUAUCGCCAAGGCCAAUUGUGUAGAAGAUGUCACAGAAGGUUUCGUAAACGAGGCUUUUGGUCUUCUCCGGCAAUCCAUCAUUCACGUGGAGAAGGACGACGUCGAGGUCGAUGACGAGGCGGAUGAAGAGAUGCAGGAAGAUAUGGAUCAAGAAAGCCGCGAACCUACUGCCGCAGUCUCCACCCCGGGCAUGUCCAGUAGCCAACCGCUUCGGGAGAAGACGACCAUUACAUACGACCGAUACAUGCAGAUUCUCAACCUUAUUGUACGUCGCAUCAAUGACGAUGAAAUGACAACCGGACAGGGUGUUGAGGAAGAGGAGCUUAAGACAUGGUAUCUUGAGAUGAGGGAAGAGGAAAUCAACACUGAGGAGGAACUCGAGGAGGAGAAGGCGCUUAUCGGCAAGGUUCUUAAGCGCAUGGUCAAGGUUUGUUACUCCCCGUUUCUUAGACGAAGUCAAAAGUUAAUGUUUACAUAGGACAACAUCUUGAUGCAAAUCCGCGGAGAGGGAUUAGUUGGUGAGGCAGCAGAAGGAAGCAGCGCGGAGGCCGGGAGGACGGUAUUUGUACUGCAUCCCAAUGUGGCGCUGGAGGAGCUGGGAGCCACUACAACCCCCGCACCUUCUUAGAUUAUGAUUGUUCACAUUUGUGGUGAUUGGGGAUGAAUCAUGUCUAUUCCCCCUUAUUCCCUUAUUUUUCCUAUAUUAAAAUCACACCAUAGUCCCUGGCAGCUCAAAGUCCUCCUAAGUGCUUAUCCAUACAUUCGUUAUCUACUUGCAAGACGAUGCCCGAUUAAAUGGACUCAACCGCACUUAGAGCUGUACUUUAAGUAGAUAAAACCUAAGAGGGAUGUGCUAGGACACCGUAAUCGCCUCUUAUGGUAAGGCACUGUGUAUUUAUUCUUUCUUCUCCUAUAUCAACCAAGGGUUGAGUUUAGGGUAAUUUCUCUACACCAGAAGGGGAUUUCAGC